AUGGCAAGGAAACUCACUGUAUUGGAAGUCCUUCUGAUCAUCUUCUUCCUAAUUGUGCUGGCCUUAGAUAUCCUCUUGAUGUUUUUUGUGUUGGAGAAAAGUGAAGAGACUGCAUUUGUUCCAGAAUGCCCAGAGAUCCCUGAGUCAGAGAGGAUAGACUGUGCUCCAGGCCAGGUGGUGUCAGAGGAUGUCUGCAGUCAGCAACAUAAGUGCUGCUGGAAACCUGUGCCAGAUACUAAUGUCCCUAGGUGCUUCUUCCCCAGGAACUGGGGCUAUCACGUCAUCAGUAGACAGAAUGAUACAAAGACAGGGUUUACAGCCCAGUUGAAAAAGUUGCCAUUCCCAUCUCUGUUUGGAUAUGAUGUCAACGAGGUUGGCUUCAGAGCUGAAUAUCAGACAUCCAAUCGUUUUCAUUUUAAGAUCAAUGAUAUCAACAACAGACGCUAUGAAGUCCCCCCUGAAAUUAUUAACCUGUCUGAUAGGACUACCAGUACCUACAAUUUGAACUAUUAUGUAGAGGUCAUUGAUAAGCCCUUCAGCAUCAAAAUAAUGAGGACAAGCAACAAAAGAGUCUUAUUGGACACGAGCAUCGGGCCCCUGCAGUUCGCCCAGCAGUACUUGCAGCUGUCCUUCCGACUGCCCAGCACUGCUGUGUAUGGGCUGGGGGAGCAUGUGCACCAGGAGUACCGCCACAACAUGACCUGGAAGACCUGGCCCAUCUUCACUCGCGAUGCCGCGCCCACCAAGGACAUGAUUAAUCUGUAUGGAGCCCAUACAUUCUUCCUGUGCCUUGAAGACACCAGCGGCUCCUCUUUUGGGGUGUUUCUGUUGAACAGUAAUGCCAUGGAGGUCACCCUGCAGCCUGCUCCUGCGAUCACUUACCGCACAAUUGGCGGCAUCCUUGACUUUUACAUAUUCCUGGGAAAUACUCCAGAACAAGUGGUUCAGGAGUAUCUGGAGCUCAUUGGACGACCAUUCAUGCCUCCCUACUGGAGUCUUGGGUUCCAGCUUAGUCACAGGAACUAUGGUGGCAUCAAUGGGUUGAAGAAGGUUGUGGAUCGAAAUCGUGUAGCUCAGAUCCCUUAUGAUGUCCAGUACUCUGACAUAGACUACAUGGAUGGAAAUAAGGAUUUUACUACUGAUGAAAAGGCUUUCCCUAAUCUCUCAAAUUUUAUCAACGACUUACAUAAGCAAGGACUGAAAUAUGUAAUCAUUAUGAAUCCUGGCAUCUUAAAUAACUCUGACUACCAGCCCUAUAUGAAUGGAAGCCACAGGAGAGUAUGGAUCUUGGGGAACAAUGGCUUUGUCGUUGGGCAGGGAUACCCUGGAUGGACAGUGUUUCCUGAUUAUAGUAAUCCGACUUGCACUCAGUGGUGGACGGAGCAGUUCAGUGAAUUUCAUAAAACUCUCAAGUUUGAUGGAGUAUGGAUUGAAAUGGAUGAAGUAUCCAGCUUUCUCCACGGUUCCGAUCGCGGGUGUGAACUUAAUACCCUCAACUUUCCUCCUUUUACUCCCCGAAUUCUGGACCGUUUGCUUUUUGCAAGAACCCUGUGCAUGGAUGCAGAAUUUCAGUGGGGUCUUCAUUAUGAUGUCCACAGUCUGUAUGGCUACUCCAUGGCAAAAGCAACAGACUCGGCCAUGAAGAAAAUCUUCCCCAACAAAAGUAACUGGAUCUUAUCCCGUUCUACUUUUGCUGGAUCUGGCAAAUAUGCUGCACAUUGGUUGGGGGACAAUGCAGCCACAUGGGAUGAUCUCCAAUGGUCUAUCCCUAGUAUCCUUGAGUUCAACCUGUUUGGUAUCCCCAUGGUAGGUGCCAACAUCUGUGGUUACACAAAAAAUGUCACAGAGGAGCUCUGCACAAGGUGGAUGCAGCUUGGAGCAUUUUAUCCACUAUCGAGGAAUCACAACGGGCCUGGGUUCAGGGACCAGGAUCCUGCUGCCUUUGGUGAACACUCUCUGUUGGCGAAUUCCUCCAGAUAUUAUCUGAACAUCCGCUACACCCUGCUGCCCUACCUCUACACCCUUUUCUACCGAGCUCACACCUGGGGGGACACUGUAGCGAGGCCCCUGGUCCAUGAGUUCUACCAGGACCCAGCUACCUGGGGCAUACAUGAGCAGUUCCUAUGGGGGCCCGGACUCCUCAUCACACCUGUUUUAUAUGAGGGUGUGGACCGAGUGAAAGCAUACAUACCGGACGCCAUCUGGUACGACUAUGAGACAGGGGUAGCCAUCCAGUGGAGGAAACAAUUGGUGGAUAUGCUGCUGCCACUCGAUAGGAUAGGACUUCACCUCCGAGGGGGCUUCAUAUUUCCCAUCCAACAACCCAGCACAACCACAGAGGCCAGUCGAAAGAAUUCCCUGGGACUCAUUGUUGCCUUGGACUACAAGAGACAGGCACGGGGCGAGCUGUACUGGGAUGAUGGUGUAUCUAAUGAUGCUGAAAAGAAGUAUAUUCUGUAUGAUUUUUCUGUCAGCUCUAAUCGUCUACAGGCAAAGACUGUAAAUAAUAACUAUAUGGACCCUAACAACCUCAUGUUUACAGAUAUCAUAAUCUUGGGAAUGGACAAGCAACCUACUGAUUUUACUGUCUUACAUAGUAAUUCUGCCACCUCCAUUUCAAAUGUUACCUACAAUGUUUCAUCAAAGAUGGUGAAGAUCAGGGAUCUCAAGGGACUGGCACUUGGUGAGAAUUUCUCCAUCGAAUGGAAACUUCCAGUCAGUGACCUGGAGAAAUUCAACUGCUACCCUGAGGAUCCUGCAGUCUCUGAGGAGAGUUGCAGGCAGCGGGGGUGCCUUUGGGAGAACACAACUGUUCCUGACGUGCCCACCUGUUACUACGACACCAUCCCUAGUUAUGCCGUCAGUAACAUUGAGUACCUGCCUACGGGCAUCACCACAAAACUUGCCCACCUGGGGGCCCCUGAAUCAGCCCGAGCAGCCACUGCCUCUGGCUCUCUCUCUGCGACAAUCAGCUUCCUCCAGCUGAGCGUGAUCUACCACACAGAAUACAUGCUGCAGUUCAAGAUCUUUGAUUCCACAAACAAAAGGUACGAGGUCCCCGUGCCUCUGAACACCCCUCCCUCUCCAGUUGGCUCUCCUGAAGACCGUCUGUAUGAUGUCAAGAUUCAAAACAAUCCUUUUGGGAUCCAGAUUCGAAGAAAAAGCUCUGGCACUGUGAUUUGGGAUUCUCAGCUGCCUGGCUUCACCUUCAACGACAUGUUCCUCUCCAUUUCUACUCGCCUCCCCUCUCAGUACAUCUAUGGCUUUGGGGAGACGGAGCACACAGCUUUCAGAAGAAGUAUGAGCUGGACCACGUGGGGAAUGUUUGCUCGUGAUGAGCCCCCAGCAUACAAGAAGAAUUCCUAUGGCGUCCACCCCUACUACAUGGCCCUGGAGGAGGAUGGCAGCGCCCAUGGGGUGCUCCUGCUAAACAGCAAUGCCAUGGAUGUGUCAUUCCAGCCCACUCCUGCCCUGACAUACCGCACCACAGGAGGGAUUUUGGACUUUUAUAUGGUUUUGGGGCCAACCCCUGAGCUUGUAACUCAACAAUACACUGAGUUGAUUGGUCGGCCAGCAAUGACUCCAUACUGGGCCUUGGGAUUCCAGCUAAGUCGCUAUGGAUACCAGAAUGAUACUGAGAUCUCCCAGUUGUAUGAGGCAAUGAUGGCGGCACAGAUUCCCUAUGACGUCCAGCACGUAGACAUCGAUUACAUGGACCGGAAGCUGGACUUCACUCUCAGCUCCAGCUUCAAAAACCUCAGCUUCUUGAUUGAGCAAAUGAAGAAUAAUGGCAUGAGAUUCAUUCUCAUUCUGGACCCAGCUAUUUCUGGCAACGAGACCAUGUAUCAGCCAUUCAAAAGAGGGAAGGAAAACAAUGUGUUCAUCAAAUGGCCCAACAGUAAUGACAUUGUCUGGGGAAAGGCUUGGCCAGAACUGCCCAAUGUGAAUGUGGAUACAUCCCUUGACCAUGAAACUCAGGUUAAGCUGUACAGAGCCAACGUUGCUUUUCCUGACUUCUUACGUAAUAGUACAGCCGCAUGGUGGAAGAUGGAAAUCAAAGAGCUCUAUGAAAAUUUCCAAAAGUCAGGGAAGAACUUGAAGUUUGAUGGACUGUGGAUUGAUAUGAAUGAGCCAUCAAACUUUGUGGAUGGAUCUGUCAGGGGCUGCAGCGAUGAAAUUCUUAAUAAUCCACCCUAUAUGCCAUAUUUGGAGUCCAGGGAAAAGGGCCUGAGCAGCAAGACCCUGUGCAUGGAGAGUGAGCAGAUCCUGCCGGACGGCUCGCGGGUGCGGCACUACGACGUUCACAGCCUGUAUGGAUGGGCCCAGACCAGACCCACCUACGAAGCUGUGCAGGAGGUGACGGGACAGCGAGGGGUCGUCAUCACGCGCUCCACGUUCCCCUCUUCUGGCCGCUGGGGAGGCCACUGGCUGGGUGACAACACGGCCGUGUGGGACCAGCUGAGGAAAUCCAUCAUCGGCAUGAUGGAGUUCAGUCUCUUUGGAAUAUCGUAUACAGGAGCAGAUAUUUGUGGCUUCUUUGGAAAUGCUGAAUAUGAGAUGUGUGUUCGCUGGAUGCAACUGGGGGCCUUUUAUCCCUUUUCCAGAAACCACAACACCAUCGGGACCAGGAGACAAGAUCCUGUGGCCUGGAAUUCAACCUUUGAGAUGUUCUCCAGAAAAGUCCUUCAGACCAGAUACACCCUGCUGCCCUACCUCUACACUUUGAUGCAUAAAGCUCAUGUUGAGGGCAGCACUGUCAUCCGACCCCUUUUCCAUGAGUUUACGAAUGACAACAAAACGUGGGAUAUAGACCGUCAGUUCAUGUUGGGUCCUGCCCUCUUAAUCAGCCCUGUGCUGGAAAGUAAUACUUUUGUGAUUCCUGCUUAUUUUCCCAAAGCCCAUUGGUAUGACUACAGCACGGAAUCUGGCAAUGUGUCGACAGGUGAGUGGAAAAUCCUGGAUGCACCCCUUGACCACAUCAACCUUCACAUCAGAGGAGGCUACAUCCUGCCUUGGCAAGAGCCCGCGAUGAACACUCAAGCCAGUCGACAAAAAUUUAUGGGAUUGAUUGUUGCUUUGGAUGACAAUGGGAAAGCUGAAGGCCAGAUAUUCUGGGAUGAUGGACAAAGCAUUGAUACCUAUGAAAACGGAAACUAUUUUUUGGCAAAUUUUACUGCAGCUCAGAAUCUAUUGCAAAUCCAGACCAUACACAAUAAGUAUCUGAAUGACUCAAAUCCACUGAAAGUUGGAUAUAUUAAAAUCUGGGGAACAAGCUCUACUUCUGUGAUACAAGUCAAUCUCACCUAUGACAACCAGGAAAUUACAGUGGUGAAUUUCAACAGUGACCCUUACAGUCAGAAGCUGACUAUUCAACUUACCAACAAGAUUAUCAGCCUAGAAAAGCUAACAGAGGUUACAUGGAUAUAUGGUGGCCCUAUAGUUUCUACUACAACUAUGACAAGUACCUUCCCCACAGGUUCUCUACAUCCUUCUACAGUUUCUACUACAGCUACCACUUUUGAGACUAUUAUCACUAGUUCUGUUUAUACUAGUACCACUCUUCCUAUCCCAACCACUACUUUCUCAACAAGUACUACUGAAGUUACAACUAGUAUUACUGGUCCUAGUACCACUACAUCUUUCCUAAUAAGUACUACUGAAGUUAUAACUAAUCCUAAUGUUUCUGAUAGCACUACACCUUCCCCCACAAACACGACCGCUAGCAAUAGUACUCUUCCUACCACGGACACUCCCUCCCCGACAGGUUCUACUGCCUUUACNNNUAGUACUCUUCCUACCACGGACACUCCCUUCCCGACAAAUACUACUGCCUUUACACCUACUACUACCAUCCUUUACAGCACUACGCCUUCCCCCACAAACACGACCGCUAGCAAUAGUACUCUUCCUAACACGGACACUCCCUUCCCGACAGGUACUACUGCCUUUACACCUACCACUACCAUCCUUUACAGCACUCCGCCUUCCCCCACGAACACGACCGCUAGCAAUAGUACUCUUCCUACCACAGACACUCCCUUCCUGACAGGUACUACUGCCUUUACACCUACUACCACCAUCCCUUAUAGCACUACACCUUCCCCAGUGAAUACCUCUGCCAGCAGUAGUACUCUUCCUACCACAUACACUCCCUUCCCGGCGGGUACUACUACCUUUACACCUGCUGCUACCAUCCCUUACAGCACUACGCCUUCUCCUGCAAAUACUGCCCCUAGCAGUAGUACUCUUCCUACCACCACUGGCAGCCAUACUCCUAUUACCAGUUCUCCUUCCCCUACAAUAUCUGGUGGUAAUAGUACUAGUAAUACUAUUCCUACAGUAUCUACUUCUUCUACAGAUAUUCACUCUAUUAGCACUAAUACCAUAGCUAACUCUACCACCAAUACUAUAAAUAGUACAGGGCAGGCAGUAAAUAUUACUGAUGCAGAUAACUCUAGCAGUGUUCCAGGUAAUACUACCCAUGUUUCUAUUCCAAAUACCACAAUAGCCUUAGACACAUCAAUGACUACUCUUGUAGACACAACAACUCACCAUCAGGUAACAAAAAACUCUACAGUCAGUUAUUUACCUAUUAUUACAACUAAUGCUACCACCAGUAUUAUAAAUACUACCACAUAUGUUCUAAAUACUAUCAUUCUUGAUAGAACAACAAUGAAUGCUUCUGCUACCAUACCAACUUAUAUUGAAAAUGCCAUAAAUGCUACUCUAGUUCCAUGA
Molecule: messenger RNA, 6738 nt
Organism: Enhydra lutris kenyoni (northern sea otter)
Lineage: Eukaryota; Metazoa; Chordata; Mammalia; Carnivora; Mustelidae
Gene: MGAM2
Product: maltase-glucoamylase 2 (putative)
Exons: 48
Coding region: 1-6738 (2245 amino acids)
Biological process (GO): carbohydrate metabolic process
Molecular function (GO): carbohydrate binding; alpha-1,4-glucosidase activity
Source: RefSeq, a predicted model, not a curated record